This is a messenger RNA of Rubroshorea leprosula, 1239 nucleotides long. The record is from the annotation of a GenBank genome assembly. NCBI's taxonomy places the organism in Eukaryota, Viridiplantae, Streptophyta, Magnoliopsida, Malvales, Dipterocarpaceae.
AACUCCUUCACUUUACUGCUAUAUUUCAGGGCGCCUCACUUUGAUGUCGUUGGACGUCCAUUGUCUCCAGCAUUUGGAGUUAAAAUCCUUGGGCCCUCAGGAAAUUUUGUGUUGAAGGCCUUGAGUUACACACAACCACUGACUGUACAUCAGGAAACCAGGCGAGCAGCAGAGAGAUGUCCUAGAUGGUUUAUAAAUAUUUAAUUUCUAUUUAUUAAAGUGUUUUGCAGUGUUAAAUCAGGAAUUGAAGUUGAGAAGAACUGCUGAGUUGAUCAGCAGUUUGGUUAAAUGGGAACUCAACUGGAUUUUCUCAGUUACCUCUGUUAUGACAUGUCAGAGAAGAUUUUCACAUGUUUGGAUGAUCCGUCUGAUAUUGCGCGUGUGAGCUGUGUUUCUCACUCUUGGCGAAAUUUUGUGAUAGCUAAUGGUUUUGCCAAGCAUCUGUGCUUGAGGAUGUUUCCUCAAUUAUCUAGAGUUGAUCAUGUGGUUGAGUCAGCCUCCAUAACAAAAAGCCUUGUGGCAGUUGGCACUAGUAACAUUGAAUGGGAAACUUUGAAGAAGGAGCACAGAGCUUAUGCCGUUUUGGGUCAACGUUUGAUGUCAUUUCCUGAAAAAAGCAUGGAUAUAGUGGGGGGGAGAGCUUCUUACAGUAAUCCUGUAUGGCCUAUAAUUCUAACUCACAAAUUGGUGGCUGAUUUUUGUGUUGUUACUGAAAUCAGGAAAAAAACUUUCAAAGGUCUAGCUGAUUUCCUGAUGCAGUGGGACUUCCCUAUAUAUUCUGCAAAAUCUGUUCGAUUCCGAAUGGGUCAUCUCAACCCCCACUACAAUGAUAAUCUUAUGAAUGAGUCAUGCCCAGAUUCUCUUGGUGACAAGUUUGUGUGGACUUACACUUCACAAGAGUUUCCAAUGGUUCAGGUGGGUUCAAGUAGCUGAAUUGAUUUUCCUCAUGGCUCCUAGUUGACAUCAUCUUCUUGUUUUGCUAUUAAAGAUGAACAGUAAUAUGAUAAAAUAGUAUUAUCUGCUAGUACUCAUUGCAAUGGAUUAUUAUUUCUCAGUAGGUAGCAAAUGGUGGCUUUUGUGGUUUGGCACUGUUAGUUUAAGUUUCAUUUUUGCUGAAAUUAUUCUUUUCCCUAGUUUUUGAUUUGCAAAAAGAUAAGUCUCUCAAAAGCAGUGAUAAUACUAAUUACUGUACCAUUGACAGGAAAAUUGUUUGCAGAGCUUUAAGCUUCCAGAACCUGU